Molecule: messenger RNA, 2156 nt
Organism: Juglans regia (Persian walnut)
Lineage: Eukaryota; Viridiplantae; Streptophyta; Magnoliopsida; Fagales; Juglandaceae
Product: protein WHAT'S THIS FACTOR 9, mitochondrial-like
Exons: 1
Coding region: 736-2076 (446 amino acids)
Molecular function (GO): RNA binding
Source: RefSeq, a predicted model, not a curated record
CAAUGUAUUCUCUAAACAGUGUUUUAAGACUAAACGAAAACUAUGCCGUUUAACACGAAAUAUCAAGCUACGCCGUUUCCGGCUUACACAACGAAGUCGUCCUACAAUUUUAUUGUCACCCUCUCCUAACAAACUCAGAUCCUAUUCCUUCGAAAGACAGACAUCUGAAUCAUCACAGCCGCUGGCCGAAACACAAGUUCCCUGUGGAAUUCUUGUACCAAUCUGCCACUAUCCCAAUUCAAUGCAUUGUCCAUGAACCCAUCAUAUCUUCGACGAAAGGGGCAGAGAAACUCGACCCUGAUAGCUUCCAAUACGACUACGCACGCCCCAAUCCUCGACCGUAAUUGCUUCUGCCGUCUCUCUCUCUUGGCGAUUUGAUUUUGCCUCUGUUACUGGUGAAUUAUAUGCAAAACUAUAUAGUUUUAUGUAUACGUUUCUUGCUUUCUUGAAUGAAUUUGGGGUUUAGUUGAUUUUUCUCUAUACCCGAUUCAGAUUGUUUGCUUCUCUUCCUCAAAUUACUGCCUAUGUAUGCUUUGUGUGGUUCAGAAGUCUGAAUUUCUAAAGUUUUUCUGUUCCUAAGAAUUCGAAUUAUCUGCAUAUUUACAGCCUGUGGCUGUGUCAUUCGAAUCGACUCGGUUGUCUAUUUAAUGGUCGCCCGGUUCGGUUGAAAUAAAUCCUGGGUGCUCCAUUUUUUAGCAUCUUUUUCCUUUCCAGUUAAUCAUAGUGAACUAGUCUAUGCUACAGUGCAGACAAUCCAUGGUUAUUAAUAUCAUUAGGAGAAAAUGGUGCAGUGGAUGUUUUUGGGUUGGGCUGGAGGGUCAGGUUUUCUCUUUUGGAUGCCAGCAAGGAUUUAAUUACCAGCAGAGGUGUGGUUUGGUGAAUGUAAAACUGAAAUGGGUGAAAGACAGAGCACUUGAUGCUGUUGUGUCUGGUGAAAGGGAUCUCAGAGCAGCUUGCAUUCUUGUUUCCAUGAUCUCUUCUUCUCCCCAUUCUUGUGUUCCCAUAUAUCACCUCUCUCGCCAUCGCGGACAGCUUGGUCUACCGCAUGAUCUUAAGCUCUCCACCUUUAUUAGGAGAUACCCUACUGUUUUUCAGGAGUCUCAUAGUCUUGAUGGCGGAGGCACUCGUGUCCCUUGUUUUGGCUUGACUCCUGAAGCAUUAAAACUCCACCAAGAAGAGCUCGAUAUUAUUGAGAAGAAUCAAGUGGAUCUUGUCAAUAGGCUCCGCAAACUGCUCAUGCUUACCAGAGACCGGACCCUGCCUUUGCAAACUAUUGACCAGCUGAAAUGGGACUUGGGUUUGCCAAAUGAUUACCAUUAUUCCUUGAUUCCACAUCACUCCAGAUUUUUCUCUUUGGUCACCCUCUCUGACAAGCGUGAUGGCUUGAAGCUCAUGUCCUGGGAUAAUGAUCUUGCUGUCUCACAAUUGCAAAAAAAUGCUGCCCUUCAACAGAAUGAAAACGAUGUUAAAAAUGGCUGCUUAGCAUUUCCAAUUGGAUUUACAAGGGGUUUUGGGUUAAAAAGGAAAUCCAUGGAGUGGUUGAAAGAGUGGCAAAAGCUCCCUUAUACUUCUCCGUAUUCCGAUGCCUCCCUUUUGGAUUCCCGCACAGAUGUCUCUGAGAAGAGGAUUGUUGGAGUCUUUCAUGAGCUUCUUCACCUAACCAUAGAGAAGAAAACUGAGCGUAAGAAUGUGAGCAACCUCCGAAAGCCACUGGCUCUGCCUCAGAAGUUCACUAAAGUGUUUGAGCGCCAUCCUGGUAUAUUUUACAUCUCUAAGAAGAAUGACACUCAGACUGUAGUUUUAAGGGAAGCCUAUGACCAUCAGCAACUCUUGCAUAGGCACCCUCUUGUAGAAAUCAGGGAAAGAUUUGGAAGCAUGAUGAGGACAGGGUUGUUGGAGAGGAGCAGAGGGUUUUACAAGAGAAGUGCAAGUGCAGGUGCUGGCGUAGAACAGGAUCGAACGGAUGAUGUUUAUGUUGAUGAAAUGGAUGAUACGCAGGGUAGUUCUGAAGAGGAGUCAGGCUGUAAGUUGUUUUCUGACUAUGAUUCAGAUGACCCUAUACAUGAACCAUGUUGAGUUCUGCCAAUGCAUUCAGCACCAAUGAAUUGUUGGGAGUUUAAAAUUAUUCAAUCCCAACGUGAGCAAAUACUUUUCCA